This is a messenger RNA of Chironomus riparius, 390 nucleotides long. The record is from the annotation of a GenBank genome assembly. Lineage: Eukaryota; Metazoa; Arthropoda; Insecta; Diptera; Chironomidae.
CUUACUGUUAUCAAAAUUAUAACAAAAAAAAUAUUAAUAAUGUUCAAGUUAUUUGUCUUAGCUGUUGCAUUAACAUGCAUUUCUGCUGCUCCACAAGGUCAAUCAACUGAUGGACAAGCACAAACUUUAUCGAAUACUUCAAGCGAUGAUGGUGUUGGAAAUUUUGCAUAUGCAUUUGAAACCAGCAAUUCAAUUAAAGCUGAAGCAAAAGGAAGCUUAAAACAACUUAAAGAUGACCAAGGAAAAGAAACUGCUGGUGAAGUACAACAAGGAAGUUACUCAUGGACUGAUGCCAGUGGAACAACCUAUGAAGUUAAAUGGAUCGCUGAUGAAAAUGGCUUCCAACCACAAGGUGCUCAUCUCCCAACAACCCCAAAAGCUCCUUAGUUA